Pollicipes pollicipes is the source of this 1206-nucleotide messenger RNA. RefSeq names its product UDP-glucuronosyltransferase 2B16. The transcript has a single exon. The coding region runs from base 5 to 625 and encodes 206 amino acids. Gene Ontology annotation, molecular function: UDP-glycosyltransferase activity. NCBI's taxonomy places the organism in Eukaryota, Metazoa, Arthropoda, Thecostraca, Pollicipedomorpha, Pollicipedidae. The record is from RefSeq and is a predicted model, not a curated record.
UGCGAUGCCGUUCAAGGUCCUGCUCAAGUGGGACACCACAGACCGCACCAACAUACCGGCCAACAUCCUGCCGUCCAAGUGGCUGCCACAGCAGGACAUCCUGGGUGACAGCAAGUGCAGGCUGUUCAUCUCACACGGCGGCUUCGCCAGCGUUCUGGAAGCCCUCUGUCAUGGCGUUCCCAUGGUGGCCAUGCCAGUGACGGUAGACCAGCAUUGUAACGCGGCUCACGCUGUUGAUCUUGGUGUGGCCGAGAUCCUGACGUGGGAGAGCCUGACGUCCGAAACGCUGCAGGCAGCCAUCCGCUCCGCCAUGUCUGCCGGGCACCGGGCGGCGUCCCGCUACCGCCAGGAGCUGCUGGCUUCUCAGCCGGUGCCGCCCCGUGACCUGGCCGUGCACUGGGUGGAGCACGUGAUCCGGCACGGCGGCGCGCCGCACCUCAGGUCGGUGGGCGCCGACCUCAACUUCUUCCAAUACUACUCGCUCGACGUGGUCGUCUUCCUGCUGGCGGUACUGGUGCUGGUGCUGAAGCUGCUGGUAGCUCUGGGCAAGUGUUGCUGCCGCUGUCUGUGCAGGCGGAAGACAGGUUCGGCGCAAACGAAAACCAAACGGUCCAAACGUGACUAGCUGCAUGCCAUCUUUACAGCGUGCCCACAAGUGCUGUAGUUCUAGUAUCUGAAAGAAUGACGAUUGCCUUUUCGGCAUCAAUACGUUUAUUUGUCAUGGGGUGUGUUCGCAGGUCGAGUCUGUUGACAUGGUAUUUUAUUUACAUGAUGUACAGUAAACUUUCGAAACGCUCGCGUGCUUUCACGCCAAACACACUGUUUGCACGCUCGGUGCCCUCUUGUUAGCGUGCUGCGUGCCUAGCUUGCCAUAUUUUCUCGGGAUCAACCACAAAGUGUUUGUCAUUUUCUGGAACACACUCGAUGUCCAUCCGGAAGUCAUUUCAAAUGACUGUAGCCCCCGAUCGCACGCACCGAAGUGGUUGGCUGCGAGUGCAGUUUGGGUCAGGUCAUUAGCGUUUGUUCGCAAGGAUCGAUUACUCCCAAGGCUGGACACUGCUGGGCGUGAAGUCAAAAUUGUGUUAAGCUGGCUGAAUGACGUAUCGGCAUGGGUUCUCUAGGCGGGGAGCAUUUCCCCCAUUUUCCAAAGGCAUGACCACGUUGUUAUCGCUACCUUAGCACCGUUUUGUCCAUUUGUACCAAAUA